Molecule: messenger RNA, 900 nt
Organism: Batrachochytrium dendrobatidis JAM81
Lineage: Eukaryota; Fungi; Chytridiomycota; Chytridiomycetes; Rhizophydiales
Exons: 1
Molecular function (GO): zinc ion binding; metalloendopeptidase activity
Source: RefSeq, a predicted model, not a curated record
GCUGCUAAUGUUACCGAUCCAGACAACAUGCAAGCAGCUGCUGUCAAUCUGUUUUAUCUUGCUAACCUAAUGCACGAUAUCUCGUAUCAGUAUGGUUUCACCGAGGUUGCUGGCAAUUUCCAAAAUGACAACUUUGGAAAAGGUGGUAAGGGUAACGAUGCAGUCAAUAUCAAUGUCAUGGAGACUUCGGGUUCUGAAAAUGCUCUUUUUUUGACUCCACCUGAUGGUCAGCCUGGUAGAAUGGCAAUGUUUCGAUACACUUCUACUGAGCCCAAUCGCAAUCCUGGUCUUGACAGCCAAAUCGUUGUACACGAAUAUGGACACGGUAUUUCAAGUCGUUUGACUGGUGGGCCUGCAGCAGAUGAGUGUUUGUUCGACGGUGAGGCUAGAGGUAUGAGCGAGGGUUGGUCCGACCUAUUUGCCAUGAUCGUAACUGCCAAAGAAUCACACAAAACCGACACUCCAAUUAUCAUUGGUACAUAUAUUACCAAUUCAUCCACCGGUGUUCGCACUCGUCCUUACACUACUGACAUGAAAGCCAAUCCCUUCACAUAUUCAGAUAUUGGAAAUAAUCAAAAAUCUUAUAUUGUUGGUGAAGUGUGGGCUUCUAUGCUCUGGGAAGUCUACUGGAACUUGGUCACUAAAAACGGAUUCUCCACCAAUCUCCACGAUGCCAAGGGCAAGUUUGGUAACAUUAUUACUAUGCAGAAUAUGAUUGGUGGAUUUAUGCUUCAGCCAUGCAAGCCCACUUUCCUUAGUGCUCGUGAUGCUUUUAUUGCAUCUGAUGUUGCUCACUACAAUGGUGCCAACAAAUGCGAGAUCUGGAAAGGAUUUGCCAAACGCGGUCUGGGAGUCAAGGCUGCUAAUAGUACAAACGAUUUCUCAGUUCCUGAUGAAUGC